Prunus mume (Japanese apricot) is the source of this 1054-nucleotide messenger RNA. RefSeq lists its product as uncharacterized. Gene Ontology annotation, biological process: response to auxin. NCBI's taxonomy places the organism in Eukaryota, Viridiplantae, Streptophyta, Magnoliopsida, Rosales, Rosaceae. The record is from RefSeq and is a predicted model, not a curated record.
AGGCAGUUGCACCAGCAACCGACGUACCCGAAAUGUAAUGAUAAUAGCAAAUAAAAUAUUUCCCGAAACAAUUAAAAUAUUGCAAGCAAUUCAUCACUCUCAGCCUCCCCAGCUCCUUUAAAUCCUUCCACCUGCUUGAGACUUCACACCAAUGAACUAAGAAGAACAGAACACAAACCCCUACUUUUGUCCUGCAUCUGCUAGCUAGCCCCAUUUCUACUUCAUGGAUUCAAAGAAGUCUAACAAGAUCAGAGAGAUUGUUAGGCUCCAACAGAUCCUAAAGAAGUGGAAGAAGCUAGCAAAUGCCCCUAAAAACACAAACCCCAGCACCAAUUCAUCCUCAACCAAUAGCACAAAUAGUCUCAACAGUUCUACUUCUAUUAGCAGCAGCAGAAGCAUGAAGUUUAUUAAGAGAACACUCUCCUUCUCAGAUGUCUCAGCGGCUCAAAACGACGUUGUACCGAAAGGGUUUCUUGCCAUUUGUGUUGGGAAGGAGCUGAAGAGAUUCAUCAUCCCAACUGAGUACUUGGGGCACCAAGCUUUUCGGAUUCUGCUCCGGGAAGCCGAAGAGGAGUUCGGGUUUCAGCAAGAAGGUGUGCUCAAGAUUCCAUGUGAAGUGACUGUAUUUGAGAAGAUCUUGAAGGUGGUUGAAGAGAAAAGGGAGGUGUUCUUCUUGCACAAUGAGUUUGGAUUCAUUAAUGCAGAGAAAGACAAGAUUGAUUUUUGCUCCUCCCCAUCAGAUUGUGAGCUUACACCUUCUCAUCACCCCCAAAUGUGUAGAUGAUAACGCUCUUGAUUUUGAGUACAUGUUCUUCACCAUAUUUUUCGUCUUUCUUUUGCAUCAUUUUGUGAAGAUAAAUGUAAUGGAAAGAGAGCACAGUGUGAUUAGAGGAGGAUUUAGAGAUGAAUUAAUAAUAAGGUAGAUUUCAUGUUCUGCAGGGGAGUUAUUAGCUUACUAGUUGGAUUGGAUAUCAUUAAUCAAGAUCCAAGUAAGCUAUGUUGUAUCUAUCUACCACCACUUUUAGUGCAAGGGAUAUGAAGUUUUCAUCAUUCA